Molecule: messenger RNA, 3578 nt
Organism: Bufo bufo (common toad)
Lineage: Eukaryota; Metazoa; Chordata; Amphibia; Anura; Bufonidae
Product: A-kinase anchor protein 17B
Exons: 5
Coding region: 110-2833 (907 amino acids)
Molecular function (GO): RNA binding
Source: RefSeq, a predicted model, not a curated record
GUUUCUACUGCGGAAAUCCUGACCAUUGGAUCAAUCAGUGUCCAAAGAGGAUCCUUUCUGAUAAGGCUUCCAAGACCAGACUGCCAAGGGACCAGAUCGCCUUAGCACAAUGAUAGUUACUCCAGUAUACGAUGACUCUGAAGCCGUGGAGCUAAGUGCCCUUUACCAUCUGUAUCUUAAACCCAAAGCAAAAUUAAUCAUCUCGAUUAUACUUCCGGAUGAAACAGAAGAAUGCAGACCAAUAUCAAACUGGGACAUUUUGGAAGAGCUGAAAAAUGUGGUUGCUCCAGACAAAUUUAGUUCUCUUAGGGUUUCAAGAACAACAAAAGAAUGUAUUCGAAUUGAAGGAGAAACAGACACUAAACUUCUGGCUAACAAAUUUUUUGAAAAGCUUAACGGGCAAAGCUUGCCAAUCAGUUGCCUGCCUAUACCAUUAAACAUGGUAGUAAUUCAGGCGCCUGCUGACCUUCCAGCCAAUGACACCACUAAGAAAUUACUUACAGAAAAAGAAGAUUCGGAGGACAAUGCAGAGAAUUUUACAUCACCAUCGUGCAUUCAUUUGGAGGGCUUGCCAAGUAAAUGGUUCUUGGCAAUGGAUUCAAACUCCGAAAAGCCAAGUGAAGAGGUUUUGAGAAGCACUUUUGAAAAAUUUGGAAGCAUUGUGAAUAUUGACAUACCUAUGCUGGAUCCAUAUAGAGAAGACGGGAGUGGAAACCAGCAGGGAACUGGUGGUCUUCAUCCUUUUGAUGCUUUCCUCCAGUUUCAAAAUAUGUCAAGUGCUAUAGAUGCAGUGCGGUCACUACAAGGGAUGAUGCUCAUGUUUAACACUGAGGAUGGAAAAUAUCUGGCAUGUGAUGUUAAGAUAUCUUUUGAUGAAACCAACCACUUUAGUGAGGAGGCCAUAAACAAGAGGAACGUUGAACAUCUCAAAUUACAAGAGCUGGAGCAGCAGCGGAAACAGGAGAAGGAAGAGGAGGAGGCUGAGAGAAAAAGAAAACUUGCAGAGAGAAAGGCAAGAGCAAGGAAAAGAAGGGCCAGGCUGAAAAGGAAACUGCUAAAACAGAAGCAGAAUGAGCAAAAGGCACAGCAACAGCAGCAGCAGCAGCAAGAGAACUGUCCUGAGGAAGAAGAAGAGGACACAGAAGAAUGGCAGGAGAGGAAAAUGCUCCUUGCUCAGAGGCGACUUGAGUCAAUAAAGCUACUUACUGCUGUCUUGGAUAAAGUUAAUGAUUUGGUUCAAGUCAAUAAACUUGAAGAAGAGCAAAUGAACUGUGAAUUUGCUGGAUUCAGUGACUGUUCUGUGUCCACAUACUCUGAGAACAGUAAGGUUAUGUCCUUGCCUUUUUCGGAUGAGGAGAAAAGCAAUCGCCAUGAAACGGAUAUUUGCUUUGAAGAUGAAGCGGAAAUUAUAGUAUCCAAGGAAGAUACUCAGUUGCACGAGUGUGGAGAAAGAAAGGACACAAUGACUGAAAACAAUGACCAGAAAUUAGCUGAUGAAGAGCCUUACUUUGAAGACGAAACAUGUAAAGAGCAAGACCCAAAAAUUACUUAUCAUAGUCGACGAAUUUUUAAACUAUCUCAAGAUGAUCCCAUAAACAAAUCUUCUAAAAAGAAGAAAAUUUAUGAAACUGAUGAAUUUAUUAACUACUUGUUAAAUUAUUACCAUUAUCCAGAGUAUGCCAGAUUAUUUUUGGAAACCAAAGAAAGUCAGAACAACCCAUGGUGUCGGAGAGUAGUGCGUUGGAAAGGAAACAGCUUCCAGAUAAAGCUUCAGAACCUUAAUGGGCAUUUUGCAGAGAUGAACUUUAUGCCUGAGUUGGAGGAGGAAUCCGAAGAAGAUAGUGGCAAAUGGGAAGACCCUCUUGAACAGUCAGAAGUGAAACCACAAGUUCCUCUAGAGCAAAGAAAAGAUGCUACUGAAUGUAACAAGCUUCUUGUGACUGAACAUGAGGUUCCAGUUACGAAAGCAGUGAAGCCUCGUUUGAUAAAGACUCGUGAAAGGUCAUAUAAAGAAACAUGGGAUGAUAAUGAUAAUGACAGCCUUAGCUCAGUGCCCAACAGUGAACUAAAAGAAGUGCUGGAAGAGAUAAGCAGCACAUCAGAAUACUUCAGCGAGGAUCUCAGUGGAAUCUCAGGUAAACAAACUAAUAUCAGAAGAACUUCAAGAAAGCAAAGGAGAAUUAAACAACUCAAAAAAUUAAAACACUACAAUGUUUCUGGCAAUCCUCAGUUCUGCCACCAUGAGGAUAUUUUGGAUAGCCUGUUGCAUUCAUAUUACCACCAAUUAAAAAAACAUUCAAGACACAAAGUGGCUCAUGCCCACAGGAAGAAAGCAGCUUUACAAUAUGACUCUGAAACAACAGACUCUGAUUCUGACACGGAGGCUGAAUUUCGAGCAACAUGGAAAAGAAAAAAGGCAAAGUUAAAAAAUCGCAUCUGCCUUUUGGAAGAGAAAAAAGUAAAUAAAGAAAUGUACUCAAGCUCAGAAAGUGAGAGCAGCUCAAGUGAUGAUGAUCAGCACAAAGGAGACAUCUUGCGACACCGCCAUAAUGGCAAGCCAAGACGAAAGGUACACAAGAAAGUGGGUUCAGGUUCUGAGGAAAAAACCUUGAGACCUUCAGAUAAGUGCUUUGCAGAAGAUGUUUCAGUUGAUGAGUCAGUUGAACAUGAAGACUCCCCAUGGGAUGCAGAUGAAACUCAAACUAGCUGUAGUCUAGGUUCAGGUCAUCUUAUGGCAGAAAAAAAGCAGCCUGGAGGUCAAGCAAAAAGUUCAUACUCUGAUUACUGGGAUUGGGAACGUCACUUCUACAAGGGGGAAACAUGUAAAAAUUAGAUUUUGAAAAUAUUGUAAAAAAAAAAUGGAUCAUGUUUCACAUAGUUGAUGUUAGGGUAUAACUAUCAUUUCAUUUUUAAUGUGUAUGGACAGUGAUUGUGUUUUUGUAACACACUUAAUUAGAAAAAUACGUUUAUUUUUAGCAAUAUGUUGAUUAUUUUAUGAAAACUGUAUGCAAAUUCUCAACUAAGAAACUCUCUAACAGAGGAUUGAUAAAUAAAAUCCAUCUUCAGCAUCUACUGGACUCUGAAGACACUAGAUAACUAUGUGAUGCAGAGGCAGGCUUCUUAGCCUGCCUCUGGUCUCCCUGCCACAGCCUCUGCCUCCCUAUACAUAUGUUACUAAAAAUGAUUUGAUAUGCUUCCCUUCAGACAGUUUAUCUCCUGCCAGCGAUCAGCACUGGCAGCAGAGCCCCCACUAUUUUUCCAGGAAGGGAGAGGAGUAGGGCUGCCGCAAACAGUGUAUGUACAGAAACAUUGUAUACUUACAUAUAAGGAGGCGGAGGCUGGGCUUGUGAGACCAGUGGCAUGCUGAGAAACCUGCCUCUGUAUCUUACAAUUAUUCACUGUCUAGUGUUCAGUUGAGGGAUAUACUUAGAGGGCAGCUAAUGGGAGACUUUACAUAUGGUUUUCUAAUAAAAAUUAACACAUUUUCCUUAUGAAGUAAAUUGCAAAAAUAUUUACACCCACUGUCUCUACAUAUUAAAAAAAAUUGAAGUGACAACUACACUUUAAGAACUAUUCUC